AUGUCCAACCCCGCAGAAGGAUUCUUUGGCGGGCUUCUUCUCCAGGUCUUCAUAGCCUGCAUGCUGUACGGCGUCACAACUUUACAGACAUUCAUCUACUUCCAGCGCUACCCCGCAGAUGCGGCGUUUGUCAAGACUAUUGUUGCGAUUGUCUGGGUGGUAGAGACCAUCCACACGGCCUUCUGCAUGCGAUUCUCUUUCGCAUACCUGAUCGAUAACUUUGGAAAUGUCGAGUACUUCCUGCACCUCAAUUGGGGAGUCGGAAUAUCAGUGAUAGCGGAAGUCAUCGUCUCGACCGUCGUGCAAAUCUUCUACGUGCGUCGCGUGUGGAUCAUCAGCGAACACAGGAAGUUCCUCACUGGAGUGAUCGCGCUAUUCACACUACUCAGACUCGUUUUUGGUGCCGGAUCUGCAUACUUGUGUUACAGAUACCCCGAGUGGAUCCCUUUCAGGAAUCAGCCCGUGUCGUUAAUCACGGUCACCGGCGGUCUUGGCUGCGCCGCCGCCGCGGACCUCCUUGUUGCGCUGACUUUGUCAUACUAUCUCCUGCGCGGACGCACAAACUGGGACACCGCAGAGAGAAGCAAGAUCAGAAUGAUAGUUCUAUACGUUGUGAACACGGGAGCGAUUACAGGCGCGGCAUCGGUGCUGGCGGUCGUUCUAUUCUCCACACAGACCGCCAACCUCGUCUUCCUGGGAAUCGUCGAGAUCCAGGGGAAGCUCUACGCAAACUCCUUCCUUGGGAGGUAUGCUAGUCUCCUUGCCUCGUGUCUAACUUCUCGUCUGAAGAACCGGGCGUUGUGGUACAGCCUCAAUGCGCGUGAGCACAUCCGGGAGAGUCAGCCACCCUCGCGGCGUCUUGUGGACGAAUCGUUCGGCAACAUCAGGCUCAGGUCUCUUCCAUCUUCCCCGUCCACGGUCGCCGAAUGGGGAUGA
This is a messenger RNA of Epithele typhae, 936 nucleotides long. RefSeq lists its product as uncharacterized. The transcript is spliced from 16 exons. Lineage: Eukaryota; Fungi; Basidiomycota; Agaricomycetes; Polyporales; Epitheliaceae. The record is from RefSeq and is a predicted model, not a curated record. The coding region runs from base 1 to 936 and encodes 311 amino acids.